AUGGCUCCCAGAAAGAGCAAAUCCAAAGCGCCUUCCGUGGCCGGAAGCCAGGCUAGUGGUAGCGAUAUGCCAGCCAGUGGAUGUGAGUUCAAUGCUGAACUGCUGCACGUCUUCAGAAAACAUGUGAAUGAUCUCCAUGACUUGUGGCCCGAUGUGACGAUGGAGGACCCGCUGCUGGUCAAGGAUGGUGGAAAAGAGGCCCCAUUCAACAGUUCUCACUAUACAUCGGUGAUGAACAGCACGGAGACUGGGAAGAAGGUGUACCGAUGUGGCCAAAACUGGUUCCGUCAUAAUUUGUUUUGGAGCCCAACUUCCGGAGUUCCUCGGUUGCAUUCACUGUGCUUCUGCAGAAACAAGUUCUUACAACGCAAUAUUGCCAAGUUGGUUGACUGGGAGAUUUUAGAGCCCAGAAAAACAGAAGGAAAGCACUUUGAGUAA
Messenger RNA from Cladocopium goreaui, 438 nucleotides. Lineage: Eukaryota; Dinophyceae; Suessiales; Symbiodiniaceae. The record is from the annotation of a GenBank genome assembly.